Laetiporus sulphureus 93-53 is the source of this 603-nucleotide messenger RNA. RefSeq lists its product as uncharacterized. NCBI's taxonomy places the organism in Eukaryota, Fungi, Basidiomycota, Agaricomycetes, Polyporales, Laetiporaceae. The transcript is spliced from 9 exons. The record is from RefSeq and is a predicted model, not a curated record. The coding region runs from base 1 to 603 and encodes 200 amino acids.
AUGUUCGUUCGUGAAUGCCGUAUCCUUCCUUUGGAUUUCGAUGGAGCAUCUCACCAGAGUCGAGCAUUGGACCUCGUCAAGGAGUUCAAAGUGAGCCACUGCUAUCAAGAUGCAUCACAUUGCAACUCUGACGUUCCUCUUCCAGGAUUGAUGACACAUGAUGUCAAUGUCGUUGCUGUGUUCGAUUACAUUCUUCCUCUAAUGGUGCAUAAAUGUUUACUGUCUUGGAGCUCUGUCGCUCAAUCACUUGAACAGCCUGGACUUUUCCGCUUCAUGGAAGUGAAUGACAAUAAUGACCUAGCACACCGUGUGCAUUUAAUCAAUUCAAACGUCGCUGUAUUCUACUUCUGUCAAUUCCCUCUCAUCAGUGAUGUCAAAGUCAUAGAGAUGAUAGAGAACAUUAUCAGGCAUUCUGCGCUUGUCACCCCGUUGGAGUGUGCUUCACCUAAGGAUCGCAUUGUGCGACUUCUCAAGAACAGCAAGUUACUGGGCAGGCGUUCUCCCACAUACACGUCUGCGCUGCCCCAGCAACAUAUAGCCAUUCUCGAUGUCUGCACCUUGAUGGAUAGCUAUCCCUAUGCAGUUGAGAGAGCACACAUAUGA